This is a messenger RNA of Diabrotica virgifera virgifera (western corn rootworm), 3873 nucleotides long. RefSeq lists its product as uncharacterized. The record is from RefSeq and is a predicted model, not a curated record. The coding region runs from base 1 to 3873 and encodes 1290 amino acids. The transcript has a single exon. Lineage: Eukaryota; Metazoa; Arthropoda; Insecta; Coleoptera; Chrysomelidae. Gene Ontology annotation, molecular function: nucleic acid binding; nucleotide binding.
AUGUUGACUAAACUUAUACAGGUAAUUACAUCCAUCUUAGGCUUAGUCAGAAAUAAUUAUCAGGAAGAUAAUGUUAAGAAAGGGCUGAUUGAAUGUAAUAAGGCAUCUAAAAAAUUAAGAGAUUCGAUGAGAUAUGCUAAGACUAUGGGGGAGAAGCAGCAUUUGGAAGCCCAGAUGAGGCAAAUUAUAACAAUGAGAAAGCAACUGAAGGCUGAACAGAAGAAGGGGGCGGGGCUUAACACUCGACCGGAGACUGCUUACAAGAGGGUACAAUGGGAUGACUCUUUAUCAGCAUUCAACUCUAGAAUUAGAACGGGAGUCAUCUCAAACCUUAAACACAAGGACCCUGGCAGUUUUCUUAAUGAUUGUAAGGCCAUAUUUAAACGGAGAAUCCAAAAUGCUCUAAAAAAUGACGCUGCAGUGAAAGUUAACACGGCAUUCGGAGGAGAGUUUGAAAUCGUUCAGGGAGAAAAAGUGCUUAACGAUACAAAAUAUUUUACUACUUCAAACUCAGCCAUAUAUCGAGACACCAAUCUUGAUGAAUGGUUUGAAGAGAAAGUAAUGGAACCUAUCACUGCAAAAUUGGAGGAAUUCCAAGAGCGUGAUAGUGGCUGGGCACUAAAAGCUGUUGUUAACCUGGGGGUCAACAUCAACAAAUUUACACCACAACUCGGAUCCUCCUUCGUUGAACUUCCUCCUCAGAUUAAAAGAAAAGAAGCAUGCGUAAAUGUCAAGAACGAUGACGAGGCAUGCUUUGCAUGGGCUGUCAUAUCGGCAUUAUAUCCUGCUACCAAAGAUCCUCAAAGAGUAUCCAAAUAUCCGCACUAUUCUGAUGUAUUGAAAUUAAAAGGUAUUCAGUUUCCAAUGACCAUCAAACAAAUUCCCAACUUUGAAAAGCAAAACAAUAUAUCCAUUAACGUAUAUAUUUUGAAAAAGGAGAAGAAUAACUAUGUCACCCUCCCAACCUUACUAACAAAGAACACUAAGGAUAAACAUGUUAAUCUGCUUUUGAUUCAAGAUAAAUAUGACGAGCAAGGUCCGAUUAGAUACCACUAUGUAUGGAUAAAAAAUCUAUCCCGCCUCCUUUCCAAGCAGUUAAGCAGAGAAGAUGGAACAAAAUAUUUCUGUGACGCCUGCCUACAUUACUUUCGAUCGCAAAAAAAGUUAAAUAUUCAUAAAACAUGCUGCAAAGGUCGAUCAGAUCUUAUCUGUAAUAGGUGCUUACAGCCGUUUUCAUCAUUAAAACAGCUUGAAGCUCACACUGAAGAUUGUGUGAGAAUUAAUGAAACAGCCAUUAAAAUGCCUGAGGAGAGUAGAAAAAUGCUUAGAUUUAAGAAUUAUAAGAAUAAGAUUAAAGCCCCCUUUGCCGUAUAUGCAGAUCUCGAAAGUGCAUUGAAACGUACGGGAGAUCCUAAGAAACAUCAAGAACAUAUUCCUGUAGCAGUUGGGUAUUUCUUCAAAUGUUCAUAUGAUGAUACUCUCUCUUUUUAUAACUCUUAUCGAGGAAAGGACUGCAUGAAAUGGUUUGCAGAUGAACUUAAUCAGCUUGCUGAGAAUGUAACUACAGUGUUUAUGUGCCCAUAUGAUAUAAAUAUGACAUCUCAGGAGGAAAGUGAUUUUCAUGUAGCCACUCAUUGCCAUAUCUGCGAGCAGCGCUUUUCCCCCAGUGAUAAGAAAGUCCGAGACCAUGAUCACAUGAUUCCUGAACACAAUUAUCGAGGUGCGAGUCACGAAGGGUGUAACAUUAAUUAUCAAGACACCCACACCAUUCCAGUAAUAUUUCACAACCUUAGCGGUUAUGACGCCCACUUCAUUGUUAAUGAUAUUGCCACACACAUCAAAGGCCCCGUAGAUCUUCUUCCUAUUACGAAGGAAAAAUAUAUAUCAUUUACGAAACAUAUCGAUGAUGCUCGAAUUAAAUUCCGUUUUAUCGACAGUUUUAGAUUUAUGGCUUCUUCUCUCGAUAAGCUCUCUUCGUAUUUGACAGAAUAUCCUAAUCUCCGCUCUCAAUUUUUAUCACUGUCUGAGGAGAAUUUCAAUCUUCUAACUAAGAAAGGCAUCAUGCCAUAUGAUUAUAUCGAUUCAUUCCAAAAAUUCAAUGAAACAUGUCUACCACCACAGGAAGCAUUUUACAAUAAACUUGAGGAUAAACCAUGUCCACGUCGACAUUAUCGUAGAGCUCAAGACGUGUGGUCUUCAUUCUCCUGCUCCACUCUCGGUGAUUAUAUCGAUUUAUAUAUGAAAACGGACAUUCUUCUUCUUGCAGACGUGUUUGAGCAAUUUCGAUCCAGUUGUCUCAAAACAUAUAAUCUUGACCCAGCUCAUUACUUUACUCUUCCCGGCUUCACGUGGGAUGCAAUGUUUAAGCAUACAAAACAGGAACUAGAGCUUUUAACAGAUCCAGAUAUGUUUUUGUUUGUGGAGCGUGGUAUUCGUGGUGGUUUGAGUCAAGUAUGCUCGAAACGCCGCGUCCACGCUAAUAACAAGUAUAUGGAAUCUUACGAUCCAUCGAAGCCCGACUCCUAUCUAAUGUAUUUCGAUGUCAAUAAUCAAUACGGCUGGGCGAUGUCGCAAUUCCUUCCGUAUGGAGGGUUUGAGUGGGUCGAUGCCAACAUCGAUGUUCUGUCCAUACCUGACGAUUCUUCUGAAGGGUACUUUCUCGAGGUUGAUCUGGAGUACCCCCAACAUAUCCAUGAUCGUCAUAAAGAUCUUCCGUUUUGCCCCCAAUCAUUGAACCCUAAAACUAUGCUUUCUCCAAAACGUCCGCGAGAGCAAACCAAAUUAAUGGCUACACUUCAUGAUAAAGAGAGAUAUGUGAUUCAUUACAGGACCUUAAAACAAGCGCUAGCUCACGGAUUGAUAUUGAAAAAGAUUCACCGAGUCCUGAAAUUUAAGCAGUCUCCUUGGCUAAAGAGCUACAUUGACUUGAAUACCAAUCUCCGGAAGGCAGCGAAAAAUGAAUUUGAGAAAAAUCUUUUUAAGCUCAUGAACAACGCUGUGUUCGGCAAGACCAUGGAGAAUGUGCGCAAGCGCGUUGAUAUUAAAUUGCUUACUGAAUGGGAGGGUCGUUACGGAGCUGAUGCCAGAAUAAGCAGUCCCCUGUUUAAGAAUGCUACUAUUUUUAAUGAAAACUUGGUAGCUGUCGAGAUGCAUAGAGCGGUAAUAUGGCUAGAUAAACCAAUAUAUGUGGGCAUGAGUAUACUGGAUUUGGCAAAAACUACGAUCUACGAUUUUCACUUUGGGUAUUUAGGUAGAAGGUUUGGUGAGAACUUUACGACUUGCUAUACAGAUACUGAUAGUGUGAUCGUAGAGAUUCGGGAAAAAGAUCCCUAUGAGGCUAUGAAAACAGACUGCCAUCAGCACUUUGACACGUCUGACUAUCCUAAAGAUAAUAUUUAUGGCAUCCCCCAGGUUAACAAGAAGGUGUUGGGUAUGAUGAAGGAUGAGAAUAAUGGCCGCAUUAUGACCGACUACAUAGGUCUUCGAUCGAAAUUAUACACUACAAAAGUAGCUAUCACAGAUAAUGAUAUAAAACAACUGAGAAUGAAGUUGAUAGAUCAGGAAUAUGAGGAUGACGAAAUUGAUAAUAUUAUACGAAAUUAUGGUGUAACGAAGAAGGCGAAGGGGGUAAAGAAGUCUGUGGUAAAUAGUAAAAUUACUUUUGAGGACUACGUAGAGUGUUUAGAUACUUCUACAACAAAGAUCGCCUCGCAAAAUCUUAUACGCUCUGAUAAACACCAAGUUUAUUCUAUAACUCAAAGCAAGAUUGCGCUCAGCCCACAUGAUGAUAAAAGAUAUCACCUUCCAGAGUCUUAUGAUACACUUCCGUGGGGGCACUAUUUAAUUGAAAAUCUUGAGAUAGAUAUUGAUUAG